Messenger RNA from Zychaea mexicana, 780 nucleotides. RefSeq lists its product as uncharacterized. NCBI's taxonomy places the organism in Eukaryota, Fungi, Mucoromycota, Mucoromycetes, Mucorales, Lichtheimiaceae. Gene Ontology annotation, biological process: defense response to fungus; defense response to bacterium. The transcript is spliced from 4 exons. The record is from RefSeq and is a predicted model, not a curated record. Bases 100 to 603 code for a protein of 167 amino acids.
CACUAGCUUACUCGCUCUCGCUCUCACUCCUUAACUAUCUCACCCUUUCCACUCCUUACUUUCUUUUUCUUCUAAAAUCUGUAUUUCUUAUAUCCAGCCAUGAAACAUCAAUUCUUGAAGCUUUUACUUCUGAUCUUUGUGCUCUGUUUCUCGAACGUUGUCCGUGCCGAUGAAAUCGAACGUCGCGGUGUCGCCCAAGUUAGAUCGUUCAGUGAAUCCACCUUGAGUCUCACUAAGCGUGGUGGCCGUGGUACCUGGUACACCGGUGAAGAUCUGAACAAUGCUGCUUGCUACGACCGAAACGGCUUGAAGGCUUAUCAUGCUACUAACUACGAUAUGAUUGGUGCUAUGGCCAUGGACGGCUUUGAAGACUGCUACAAGUGCAUGAAGAUCACCAACAACAAAGACAAGAAACUUUCCGUCAUUGUUAAAAUUGUCGACAAGUGCGCUGGAUGUGCAGUUGGUAAAGCAAUCGAUCUUACUCCCGCCGCGUUCAAGGAAGUGGCCCAGGGCGGUGACCUUAACCUUGGUGUCCUUGAUAUUAGCUGGAAGCCACUCAAGGAGUGUCCCAAGUCUAAGCUCAUGCCCAUCAAACCUAACUAAUAGCAGUAAUUUUAAUAAAGUUAUGCUAUCUCUUCCUAUUUCUUGCUCUUCAUCCUUUUGCUUUCCAUCUUAGAACUGUUUCCUCCUCUUUGCUCCUCAACCAUCCGCUUGUCAAAUUACCCUUCGUAGCCCAGUGAAUCAAUAUAAUCGAAUACACUAUAUUACAUUACUAUUCAU